Messenger RNA from Rhinichthys klamathensis goyatoka, 325 nucleotides. Its product is annotated as ral guanine nucleotide dissociation stimulator-like. The transcript has 3 exons. Gene Ontology annotation, biological process: signal transduction. Lineage: Eukaryota; Metazoa; Chordata; Actinopteri; Cypriniformes; Leuciscidae. The record is from RefSeq and is a predicted model, not a curated record. Bases 1 to 306 code for a protein of 101 amino acids.
AUGAAGAGCAUACUGGUCACCAGUCAGGAUAAGACUCCUGCUGUAGUGAGGAAAGCCAUGGUCAAACACAACCUGGACCGCGAGCGAGCCGAGGAUUACGAGCUGGUGCAGAAAAUCAGUGAGGAGAAGGAGCUGAAGAUUCCCGACAACGCCAACGUUUUUUACGCCAUGAACUCGACAGCCAACUAUGACUUUGUCCUGAAGAAGAGAGGUUUCCCGCGGGCGAGCCGGAGCAAGCACGUGGCCAGCUCCACUCUCCCCCGCAUGAAGCAGAAGGGGCUGAAGAUCGCCAAGGGAAUCUUCUGAGUCUCAGCCGGUGUGUGAC